Mytilus trossulus (common blue mussel) is the source of this 9219-nucleotide messenger RNA. RefSeq lists its product as uncharacterized. Lineage: Eukaryota; Metazoa; Mollusca; Bivalvia; Mytilida; Mytilidae. Gene Ontology annotation, molecular function: ATP binding. Gene Ontology annotation, biological process: intracellular protein transport; protein targeting; protein import. The coding region runs from base 331 to 9219 and encodes 2962 amino acids. The record is from RefSeq and is a predicted model, not a curated record. Gene Ontology annotation, cellular component: membrane. The transcript has 6 exons.
AUUUUACAUUGGGAUAUAAACAUGAUAAAGGCGGGAAAAUAUUAAAGAUGGAGAUAUUUACUAGUGAGGAUUCGUUACUGAUCCUGUAGGUAAUACUAUCAAAGAUUAUGGACUGUGAAGUAAACACGAAACCGAGGAGAUAUGAACAUUGACAGUAUUAGAAAAAUGACUCCAGAGGUAAAUACUAUCAAAGAUUACGGACUGUGAAGUAAAUACGAAACAGAGGAGAUAUGGACAUGGACAGUUUGAGAAAAAUGAUGGACCCUUUGAACGUCCUUUAAUUUAGAGAAAUUAUCCCAGCAAAAGAAAACAAAAAGUCAGUUGCAUAACAUGAAAGCUACAAUAUAUUUCCAUCGUGACUUUUGCAGAGGUGGAAUAGACGACCGUCUACUGCAAAAUGUACAGUUGGAGAUUAACGACCAUCCAAAUUUAACAUGUGACGUAGAGAACAAUCAUGUACUAAUUGAAGGGUGCCUGAGAACAGACGUGGAACAGGAAAGAAAUAUCAAUGGAGAGAUUGUAUGUAUGCACUGGAAAGAUGCUCGUUCAUUUCUGACUAAGAGUAAAAAAAUGCGAUCUUGUUCAACAGUCAUGGUCCAAGUCGAUACACCGAAGAAUCAUUUUAUCACCAUACAUUGUAAUUUUAGUGAGUAUCGCGUUAUAAUACUGGAUUCCUUUCAAUGUACAAAUGGAUUGGAGAUUUAUCCAGAAUUAGCAUUGGAGUUAGAACAUCUAAUGAAAGACCAAAACAUAACGCUUAUACCAGUUGCCAUACAGAAAGAAAUCAAUGACGGAUUCUUUCAUUCUUUCAUGAACUCCUUAACUGUAGAAUGGUCCAAACUUUUAACUAACCAGCAAACCUAUGAAAUAUUCUUAAAUGAACUUGAGAUUUUUCAGGGCUUACUGAAGUCAUCCAUAACAAGAGAAAAAAGCCUUAUAGAUCAUGAUAUGAACAGGAUAGGUAGUUUGAAAGAAAUUGUAAAAGAACGAAUUCAACGUGGUGUAGCGAAGGGUGAAACACUAGAAGACAUUAAAGAUUCCAUGAAGACAGUAUGUCAGAGUUUAACACGUAACAUUGAUGUGUACAUUGAACUCAAGUAUACUAAAUAUGUUGCUGAUACAUUUUUAAAACAUUUACAAAACAUUUUUGAAACUCAAGGUUCUAGUUUUGUCAUUCUGCGGUCUGAGGUCCAAAACAUUUCAGAAAUAAAGGAUAUAAAAGAGCCAUUCAAUACUAUCCUAAAUUACGAACAACUUCAGGAAUGUGCUACACUUUUAGAUUCCAAAACAAAGUUACGAUUUAUGAAAAGUUUUCAUGAUCUCUGUCAUUAUAAUUCAACAUCUGAAAAAGAAAUCGAAAUUGACGAAAGAAACUUUUUAAAUGAAUUACAAAACCAUUUGAAAAAUAUAGUUUUUGAUAUGUAUCAAACAUCAGAAAAACUUCCAAAAUACUUAAAGAAUGCAAGGAAAAAAUCAAAGAAUGCAGUGGACGCGAAUGAUCUACUCAAGAAAUUAUCCAAAACAAAUGAUCGGUCUUUGUCAAAAUUGCAGAGUUUAGCUUUAAAAUUGUCGAAUUGUCAUUCCGAAUCAUUUGUUAUCUCUCUUGGAAGCCUUUGUGUGAGAUUUUAUGAAAAAAUGUCAAUCAGUUUCGUCAUUGAAAAUGGCGUGGACAUUAUCAGAUGUAAAGGAAGUUUUGUUGAUUUGAGAACAGUAAAAAUAAAAAUCAAAUCAAAGGAUUUAUUUGAAAAAUGUUCGCAAAUUGAAAUACAGGCAGACUUAUAUUUUUUGGUAAACUGUGACGUCAAAUGGCGUGGAAAAAACGUCAUUAUUGUAAAAGAUACACUAAUAGUAGAUGGAGAUGAAGAACACUUCUCUUUGGAUGUUUCUGGUAAAAACGGUCCUUCUCACGACAAAAAAGAGGCACGAAACGGAACUGAAUCAGACAGUGAUGGAUUUGCAGGCGAACCAGGAAUGCAUGGUGAAUGUGGUGGAAAUGUUCAAAUCAUUGCUAAUGUUUUCCAAAAUGCUGAAUAUAUGUAUGUCCUUUCAGGCGGAGGAAAGGGUUCAGAUGGUCAAGAUGGCGGUUCGGGUGCAGAUGGCAUUAGCGGUGAAGAUGGGAAAGGGAUUUCCGAAGAAGAUUUUAAUAAAAGAUUUCCUGAUCUUGCACAUUUUACUGGAUCUACAUUUGGCAAUAACUUUAGAGCUUUUAAAAAAAACAAUACGUUCACUACAAAGUCAGACGAAUUCGCAACAGGCUGUUUUGAUACAACGGAAAUGUCGCCUAAGGCUGGGGAAUAUUAUUUUAACGGAGUGACUGACGAUAACUAUGCAGUAGAAUAUGGAUGCUGGUCAAAUAACGCAUUACUAGGUGUCACAUCGAUAGUUGGAUAUCCAAAUAGAGUAUCAUACUGUGUUUGCUCCGGACAGCCAGGAUCAUCUGGUACUCCGGGAGGCAACGGCGGGAAGGGAGGUAAAGGAGGGAAAGGAGGGUUUGAAGGAAGUGUCGACAUCAGAAAUUGGAAAGGAAAACAAGUAUAUACAAUUAAAAUCUCUUGUCACCCAGGUCAGUGUGGAUCUGACGGAAGAGACGGGAAAGGAGGAAUCGGUGGAAAGAAUGGCAAAAAGGGUAACGACAGGGCACAUGUUUGCCCAAGUCAAGCAAGAUCAACGAGAGUUUAUGCAGGAUAUCUUUCUAUUGUUGCAUAUGAAACAUCAACAUGUGAUAUGUCAUAUUGUCCAAAACGAAAGAGAUAUAUAGAUAUCAAAAGAAAAGCAUCUGAAUAUCCUACACCUCAGAGAUGUAAAAACGGAAAAAAGGGACAAAAUGAUAAGCGGGUUAACAACCGAAUGACAGAAACAUCAAGGACAAAAAAAGCUCCAAUUGUGUUUAAAACGAUAAAAGAAAGAUUCCAGAAUAUAUUCAAUUCGAAGGAUGGUAAUGCAAGAUUUCAUGACAAUUUUGAGGCAAAUACAACAAUAAUGGAAGACUUUACUUCAUUUACCUCUUCCCAACACAUUAGAAAGGUGAUUAAAGAUACCAGAGAACAUGACUAUAAGAAUGAAAUUCAAAGCAAACAACUUGCACCUUUAUACAUUGCUAAAAAGAAUUCACAUUUCAACGACUCACAGAAGGCAACAUUCGAAAAAAAUCAUCAUUUAGAGAAGUUUUUAAUACAGAAAGUUGAAACAGCCAUAUCAGCAGUAUUGGCAGCAGUGAAUAAAGAUUCUAAAGAGGCAUUUCCAGAUGAAGAACUUUGUACAAUUUUUGCAAUUUUAGAUCAAAUGUCAAUUCCUAAUAGUUUUGAUGAAAAACAUUAUGAAUAUUUUCUAGACUUAAUAUUUCUGAUCAAAAACAAAUGUAUGAAACCUUUCUGUGAAGAAAAUUGGACAAAUCUACAUGUUAACUAUUGGGAGGAUAGAAUAAUGAUAAACUUUAAGUUCUAUUUAUUAGAGAAAGUUGAUAGAAUGGUCAGACUUAACACAAAAGAAAAAGAAAUGGAAAUAGACCCGAAUGAUCGUUAUUCUAAAACAAUAAUGAAAGAUCUACUGAUUGGAAUGAAACCAUUAUUUAAACACUUAAUUUUGAGUGUUUUUAAAUCAGAUGAUGUGUCACAUCUGAAAACCAUGGAGCAGAGUGUAGAAAACCAAUUGAAGGAUCUUAUGCAGGAGAUAACGGAUUAUCGGAGAACCGUUUCUUUGUUUGAAGGAAGUGCCACAAUGUGUGUUGCUAAAGACGUGGAGGCUUUCAGCGAACCAGUCAACGCGGAAUCAGAUUCCGGCAGUGAAAUGAAUAUUGAAGGUAAACUUGACUCCGAUAUUAAAAUUGUAGAAGAGUCCAAAACUGACGCGACAGUUUCAAACGAGUCUGAUCCGGAAACUAGUUUUAUAGCAUCAGGAAAUUGUAAAGCGUUCAAUGAGGUACACAUAGAGAAGGACAAUGGGAAUGAAAGUGAAAGUGAGAGUGACAUAACUGCUUUGUUAGAAUGGGCAAAAUCAAACAGUACAAACAAAGUCGACGUUUGUUGCAUAAUAGAGAAGUUACAUUAUAUACAAUCAGAAUAUAUGUCCCUAACUCUUAAAUGUUUAAGAUAUCGUCUGAUUAAUCAGUGCUGUCAAAUUUCAGAAGAAUUUCUAUUAUGGCUUUUAAUGAGCCUAUUCGAGAACGGGGAGUGCAUCGAAAACGGACAAUACCUACGAAUGAUAGCCACAACUAAACCAGAGAACUGGAUUUUCGAAUGGUUAAUUCAAGAAAUGCUGAUUCGGUCUGAUCUCGAGGAUGAAUCGAUAUGUAGAGAUGUACUUAGCAAGGUACAUGGGGACAAUGUAUAUUUUUUUCUCUGUAGAUAUCUAUCGCAACUUGGUGAAGGAGAACUAAUGACAAACCAUACGAUUGAAGUCAUGGUGGAAUCUCUAGAAACAUUGAACCCAGAAGUUGAUGAAAGUUUGCUAGCAGUAUUGGAAAAGACAAACAUAUUUGAAUGGUCAUAUCAAAUUAAAUGGAAUGAAAAUAUAAAUUCUCUUCAGUCUCUUCCAUUUUCCUGGCAGGAUGAAUCAAAGCUGUUAGAUGCUGCGUAUUACAGUAGCCAAAUCAUCAACAGAAAUGGACAGAAAUUUGUAAAUGAGGUUUACCAUUGUGUCAAGACUUAUCCUGUUGAACAAAAUAUAUUUCUGUCUGCUCUGAAAAGGCUUUAUACUGGCAGUUUGAGUAUAAAUAUAGAGGACUUGUACACGGUCGAAUCUUCAGAAGAAGCAAGUAGAAUUUUUGGAGAUAACUUUAUCCACCAUGGUAUUAGAACGAGAGAGUGUAUCUUGUCAAUCAUGAAAGCUGAUUCAAAUACAACCUUAACGGAGGAUCAAGUACGACAAAUAGAAUCAAUCUUAGCUCAAAUAAAUAGUGGAAGUUCUAAGCCAUCAACUGUGCUUACCAAUACUACUGAAGAGGAUGAAGACAAAAAUGAAUAUGCAACUCGAAAUAUAUUAUCUUUUACACAGAAUGAUAUAAUAGUUUGGUCGCAAGUAUGUAAGCGGAAGUUAAAGUCACGUAGAUUGCGAUUCUCCGAAAUUUUCACAGAAACAGUGGCUGUAAUAGAAAGAGCAAUAACAUUGAAAAGAGGUUAUGGCCUCCGCAACACACAAAAAAUUUCUAUAAUUUCUUUUCUCUUUGAUUUAGAUGCUUCUCACAAAGGAAUUCUACAACAAAUGUCAACGGGAGAAGGCAAAACAAUUGUAAUAGUUGUUCUGUCCAUACUAAAGGUAUUACAAGGUGAAAAGGUCGAUAUUAUUACAAGCUCUUCUGUACUUGCAAAGCGGGACUCCGAGAUAAAUAAAGACAUUUUUGCCUUAUUUGAGAUUUCUGUGUCGAACAAUUGCAGUGAGGAUAAACAUGACCGACAAGACGCAUAUUUGUCAUUCGUAGUAUAUGGCGAGAUAGGCACAUUUCAGCGUGAUAUUCUGUUGACAGAAUUUUACGACGAGAACAUAAUAGGAGGACGAGAUCGAGAGAACGUUAUUGUAGAUGAGGUAGACAGUAUGUUACUUGAUAGAGGCGAGACAGUUUUGUAUUUGUCACACGAGAUUGCUGGAAUUGAUGCCAUUGAGUUCGUGUACACGUACAUUUGGUCACUGGUUAAUUCGAAAGAGAUGAUUGGAACAGAUGACGAUCGUAAAAGUGUACGUCAAUGUAUGCUUGAUGCAAUGUAUGGUAUGAUAUCUAUGAUAGAUAUAAGUAAAUGUUUUCCGCCAGAAAAUACAAUACAUGUCCAUGAAAUAUGGAACAAGUUGAAAAAAGAAAAUAUAAUUGACAGUGAAGGGCGGUUGCUUACACGGAGCUUCGCACGUUUUAAUCAACUUGGAAAUAAUGGUAUAACUAAUGAUGGCGUCACAGCAGGGUAUGUCAUCAGCAUGCUGAAGGAUACGGUCAGGAAGGGAAUUUUGGUUGAGAUUCCGAAAUUUUUAGAAUCUUUCAUUAAUAGACAUAUGGAUGCUUGGAUAAGAAAUGCAUUUAAUGCUAAGUAUAUGGAAGAAGGCAAACACUUCAUUAUUGAUAUAGAUCGAACAGAAAAUGACAGAGGAAAAGAUGUGAACAUUGUUAUAAUGGAUAUUGACACUGGGACUGAACAGUACCACAUGCAAUGGAAUUCUGGUCUGCACCAAUUUUUACAACUAAAAUAUAAAUGUGCUAUUUCUUCAGAAAGUUUAAAGGCUGUGUUUAUGUCAAACAUUUCCUUCUUUCGCCUGUAUAAUAACUUGUUUGGUUUAACAGGAACACUUGGAUCACAGAAAGAAAGGGACUUGCUAAAAGACAUGUACAAUGUCAGCUACAUUACAAUUCCGACAUUUCAAGAACCAAAGUUUGUUGAACAUGACACCUAUUUAUGCGAGUCGACAGAUAAAUGGGUGAAAUUGAUAACAGAGACAUCUGUUUCUCUGUCGAAAUCUAGACCAGUAUUAGUCAUUGGUGAGACCAUACACUCCUGUGAUGAAAUAGAAAAAGAAUUUAAGAAAAAUAGAGUUAAUGCUCAUGUAUAUAAGAACAGUUAUCGCGAAUUGUCUAUUCUGAAAAAUGAAACAGAACUCGAAAGUGGCUGUAUCAUACUAGCUACAAACCUAGCCGGACGUGGAACUGAUAUAAGAAUUAGUGAAGAUAUCAGUGUUCUUGGAGGACUCCAUGUCAUUUUGACAUAUUUGCCAUCAAAUCUCCGCAUAGAAGAACAAGCAUUCGGAAGAGCUGCAAGAAAGGGCCAACACGGAUCAGGUCAGUUGAUAAUUUGUGAAUGUAUGGAAGAACAACACAAAACCAACGAAAUCCUUACCAUUUCACGGAUGAAAAUACAACGUGACACAUCAGAAAAUGAAAGAAUAUCCAAAAUACAACAGAGGUAUGAAACUUUUAUUCGUGCUGAAGAAAGACUAUUCAGGAAAUUUCAAACGUUCUUCGACAAGCUCAAACAGACGCUUAUCACGAAACAGACAGAGCCGGAAUUUCAAAAAGUAACAUUGCAAGCACUACUUGAUCGCUGGGCGUUUUGGUUAGACUCUGUCGAAACUUCCUUGGAAAUUUCAGGAAAUUUUUCAUCAAUAAAGGACAGUCUCGGUGAGUUUCUACAGGAAAUAGAUGUGUCAUGGGUCAAUCAUGAUUCAAGUAAAAUGACAAUGAUGCUACAUAGUCCUUCGCAAUUGGUUAAGGCAGGGAAAGCAAAAACGUCAUCGCAAGAAUAUAACAACGCACAGACUUUCUUUGAUAAAGUUAUAGACUGUGACCCAUCGUUUUCAGAAUCUGCACUUUACUACAAAGUUCACUGCCUAUUAAAAAGAGGUGAUUUUACAGGUGAUGAUGUCAAAAUCGUCCGAAAUAUAUUUGGAAUUUGUAAAUAUUUGAUUGAACAACGUAUAGAAAAACCAAGAAACGCAGUGCAAAUAGUAAACGUCAUCAGCUCACAGUACACCAACAAAAGAGAGAUAUUUACGGUAUCGGAUGGAUAUGUCCAACAGAAGGAAAAUGCUAUACAGAUAUAUUACAAAAUAAUAGACUCAAUCGAUUCUAUGAAUGGAUAUGCCAUAGAACCUACUAUGUUUGUAGAUGCCACGUGUGGUCAUCUGAACGCUCAUAUGAUUUUCAGAGAUUUAGACACAAUGGGAAUUCUGUCUCCCCAUAAAGUUCGGGUAUUUCCCCCCGAAAAAAACACAUGGCAAUUUGUUACAGAGAGCUACGAGUUGUACUCCAAAGAAAUAUAUUCAAAGCUUAAUCAGCUUAAAGACAGAAACCGUGUAACAGCUGACGACUUUCAAGAUAUUCUUCCAAGUAGGGAGGAACUGUGGAUAUUCCUGAUAGAUCAGGGUGUACUGAAGGACACAAAAGAUUAUAUUUUAUUGCAUGAUAGAGACUUCCAAAGAUCUCGUCACAUAAUACCUAUGCAAAUCAUAGAUAUAUUGAAAUCGUUUGAAUGCAAAAGUGUCGAUUCUGAUAUUGAUAUUAAGAAACACAUUUUCUUGUACUCAGAUCAAAAAGACAAAAUCCUCGCUGGUGCAGCAAGUCUCAUUCGUAUUGACACAUUUAAAGAUAAUUUAGGAUUUGGUCAAAUCUUUGAGGUGUUGAAAAGAGAAAAGGUAGUAUCUACUUGUUCAUUUGCACUUUUAGCACCAGAAUCAGAGGGAAAAAUGUUGCAUAGUAGAUUACCAAAGUUUGAUCAUGUUGGAUGUAACACAUUUGUAGUAAUGGGUGUAACCAGUAAUACUUCGAAGUAUAUAUUCGAUCAAUUGGUAGCAAAUGAGGUUCUUUCUAUUGACGGACGAUUACUAACACUGGAAUUGGGAAGCAUUUGGCUGUCUUCAUUUAGCAAUUACACAACUGAAGUUCGAAACAUAGUGGCAAAAUACUCAAAAUACCGUAUAUGUACAUUUCAUCUUUUGAAGGAAUUAGAAUUACCAAUAGAUCUUUUUUCUCGACCACAUGAUAUACUAUUCGAAGACUUACUUGAAGCUGGCGUAGUAACACCGUUUAAGGUGAAGGGAAACAUUUCAGAGAAGGAAAUGACAAAACAAUUAAAGUUUUUAUAUGGUCACGAGUGUGACAAGAAAAAGUCUGAACUAAUCGAUAUAGUAAGUUCCAGAAUUGAAAGUGGAAAAUGUCGUAACUUUACACGAUCAGAAACGAAGGUUUUAUAUGACGAAGGAAUAUAUUUAGAUGAAGGUAUUAAACUCAGACAGUAUUUUGAAUGCUUUUUUAGUGAGCUACCAAAAAUAUUAAGUUCCGAGAUUUAUGACCUGUGCCAUGGAGAAUUUUUUACUGCAUCUGAAAUAGAAAGAGACUUGAUUGAUAAAAUGAUCUGCGUUAGAAGUGACUCCAAAGAUUUGAAAUACCUAACAGUUGUUAUUAAAAACGACUCGCUAAAGAAAAAAUCACUCAAGCAUGAAUUAAGAGGCGUUGAGAAUGAAAUUAAAUGCUUCAUAUCGAGUCGACUUCAAAAUUAUCAAAAUACAUCCGGUUUUGUAGCGAAGCUUGAAAGUUGGAGAGAGGGUCUGGCUAAAUUUGAUAAUGUUGACACUGAACUCCGGUCGUUAGCAGAUAGUUGCACAGAGGAGCAACUCAUAGGUCUUUAUGAUGAGAUUUUAUCAUUGACAAACAACGGUUUUGGUGAUCUUCUUGUCAUAAAGGAACGAAAGUGGACAUUCAAAUCAGUUUUCAAGAUGUUCUGUAUCCUAGCAAUAGGACUGAUUUAA